GAACUGAAAGCGAAGGCGGCGCCGGGCGGCCGCGCUCCGGCCCAGGGCUGCGGGGUCUGCGGAGGUCGCGGGGCCGCUCCCCGCCGGCGGAGCGGCGCGUCCCGCCAGGUCCAGGGACCUAAGUUUUGCGCAGAAGGCCAUAAGGGAACCCGGGGCGAGGAAGAGAAAUCACUGGCAAUGACAAGCUGUGGGAAGAGGGAGUGAGCUGGGGGGGUGAUCCUGCACCCCAUGGUUGGGACAUCUCCCCGUGGCAGCAUGGCCAGGAUGAGGCCGACGCCCACCCCACACCGCCACAUGUCCCCGGGAUCUCUCCCGCCCCGCGGCCCCUCUGCCGUGCCGGAGGCUGCGGCCGAGCCCCCGCGGCGCUGCGGGACCCCCCGGCGCUGAGCCCCCGCCGCGCCGGCAUGGCCUCGCUCAUCGUGGUGACUGAGUACGACGCCACGGCGAGCACGAGCGAGGAGGAGAUGGACGUGCCCGGCAGCGAGGGCUUCGGGGACGGCCGGAAGCUGCACCUCUCCGGCCGAAAGCUGUCCCUGCAGGAGCGGCCGCAGCCGGCGCGCUCGCCCGGCAACGGCGCCAACGAACGCUUCAUCUACCCAUCCCUGCCCUAUUCCCCGGUGACGUCCCCACACUCCUCCCCGCGGCUGCCACGGCGGCCCACGGUGGAGUCCAACCGCGUGUCCAUCACAGGACUGCAGGACUGUGUGCAGCUCAACCAGUACAAGCUGAAGGAUGAGAUUGGGAAGGGCUCCUAUGGGGUGGUGAAGCUGGCCUACAAUGAGGAUGAUAACACCUACUAUGCAAUGAAGGUUCUCUCCAAAAAGAAGCUGAUGAGGCAGGCAGGCUUCCCCCGCCGCCCACCGCCCCGCGGGGCCAAAGCUGCCUCCGAGGGCUGCCUGCAGCCCAGAGGGCCCAUCGAGCAGGUCUACCAGGAGAUUGCCAUCCUCAAGAAGCUGGACCACCCCAACGUGGUGAAGCUGGUGGAGGUCCUGGAUGACCCCAGUGAGGACCACCUGUACAUGGUGUUUGAACUGGUGAAGCAGGGCCCCGUGAUGGAAAUCCCAACCCUGAAACCUCUCAGCGAGGACCAGGCUCGGUUCUACUUCCAGGAUCUGAUCAAGGGCAUUGAAUACUUGCACUAUCAGAAGAUAAUCCAUCGGGAUAUUAAACCUUCCAACCUCCUCGUGGGGGAAGAUGGGCACAUCAAGAUUGCUGACUUUGGAGUGAGCAAUGAGUUCAAGGGAGCCGACGCCCUCUUAACCAACACAGUGGGCACCCCUGCCUUCAUGGCCCCAGAGACGCUCUCAGAAACCAGGAAAAUUUUCUCUGGAAAGGCCUUGGAUGUCUGGGCCAUGGGGAUCACGCUGUACUGCUUCGUGUUUGGGCAGUGCCCUUUUAUGGAUGAAAGGAUCCUGAGUUUACACAAUAAAAUCAAGACCCAAACGUUGGAGUUCCCAGACCAGCCAGAAGUUACGGACUUCCUGAAGGAUUUGAUUACACGGAUGUUGGAUAAAAAUCCUGAAUCUCGGAUUUCGGUCCCAGAAAUCAAGGAAAGUACUGUGCAACAGCCUUUCGCAGGAGAUUUCUGGUCCUUCGCCCCUGCGGGAGCCCGGAAGGGGCGAGAAGCUGAGAGGAUGGAGGAGACUCAGUUGCACCCUUGGGUCACCAAGAACGGAGCGGAGCUGCUGCCCACGGAGGAUGAGAACUGCACCCUCGUCGAGGUGACGGAAGAGGAGGUGGAGAAUUCAGUCAAGCACAUCCCCAGCCUGGCCACCGUGAUCUUGGUUAAGACGAUGAUCCGGAAGCGAUCCUUUGGGAACCCAUUUGAAGGGAGCAAGAGGGAGGAGCGGUCAUUGUCUUCCCCUGGGAACCUGCUGCCGAAACAAGGCAGUGAAGAUAAUCUGAAAUGCAACGACUUGCCCAACGUGGGAGAGGAGGAACUUCUUUCAUGAACAUCGACUUUAUGGUUCUGUUGAGCAACUCAAUCCAGGGCACGUCACAAAGUGUGCAGCUGGGGCUGAGCAAGGUUGACAGAGCCCACGCCAAACACAGCAUGACACGGCGCUAUCUCAGUAUAAUGCUGGAUGUAGAGCUCACAUAGCAGCAUGUUAUCAGACAUCCGACUGUUUGCCAUAAACAUGGAGCAUCUCUGACCACUUGGACCGCUGACUUCUUGUGGGAGAGGCGCUGGCUGGUGCCACAGAGGUGAGCUGGUCGUGCUGAGCAGCGACAGAGCUUUGCGCAAAAAAAAUGAACAACCCAAAGCAGUCCAACAAAAAUGCAUGUUUGGAACUGCUUUUAGCUGGUUUUAAUGCCAAGUAAUUUCCAGGGACUAAGGCCAGCGUCCCAGAGGUCUGUGUGCCCAUCGUGGGCACACUCAGAAGGGUGAAGCUUUUGCCAAGUGGAUCCACAGCAGUAAAACCACACGUGUGCACUUUUGAGAGUUCACGACCUACCGGGAAUGUUGUUGCAUCUAUUCCUUGUCCUUCUGGUUUGUUUUUAAUUGACACCUUUUUAACUGCAUGGGAACAAAGCAAAAACCCACCCUUUCAGCUUUUUAAAGAAUGCCUACCUUUGUGAGCCAAGUUGUAUUAAGCAGCAUCUUCAGGACGUUCAGAAAGUGAGGUUAAUUACCUCCACAGGUAAUUAACACCUUUCCAAAGGCCUUGGUGUGACCAGGACUUGGUAAGUUAGGUAUUCAGUGUAUGAAAGGAAAAGGUAUUUAAGGGCUUAAGUUCAGUUUGAACUAUUUUUGCUGCAGAAAUAUGAGUGAAAGGUGGUGUUUAGCUGAAUGUUUUGAACAAUAGAGGAAGCACUAACAGUUUGUUUCUAAAUAUUUUACUUGAUCUAGGUAGAUAUAUUAUUAAAUAUAAAAUUCAGGGUAAAAUCCUUCACUUCCAUGUACAUUACAUGGUUUACUACAACUAAAAAUAAUACAACUUAUGCUGUUUUUUAAGUAUAGACUUAGGGCUUGCUUAGAAUCUUAACAAAAUAUUCAGAUUAGCUAGUAAUUUUCAAAGAAACUUUUGUUUUCCCAACUCUUAAUCUGGAUUCUGGGGCCAAUGCUAUGUAUUUUUGCCAGUUUGUUACCAGUAAUUUGUGAAUGCCUGUGGAUCAGAGGCUUGUUAGUAAAUUAAGUAUAUACCUAAUUCAUAGAUUGUUUCUUAUGAAGAGCUCUUUCACCUUCAGUCAGAUUACUCUGAUUAUUUGUGGUGCUUGUAAAAAAAUAAUAACCUAUCAUGUGGUGGGAGAGACUCUGGUGUCCAGACACACUUCCCCAAGUUCUCUGUGCUUGGACAAAGCUGGAGAACAGCAGACUCCUCCCGGAGAGGAGUCAGGGUUUGCCUGAGGAAAGGGGUCACGGUAAGUACAGUUGUUUAGUGGAUGGAGUGAGGGACUGGGAAGGGGGGAAAAGUCUGAUCUCUUCUCAGUCUGAUGUGGUUGUGUGACCUUGAAUGAGGCAUUUAAAGUGAUGGUGUGCCUGACAGAGGGGGAGGAUUCGAGUCUCCCAAGCUUGUAAGGGACUGCUAAGGCUUAGUUCUUUGCCCUCAGGAAGAAGGCACUAGGAGACACCCAAGUAUUGUGAUUAAUGGCCUGCUAACCCUGGCCAUGGAUGCCCUGCCUUUAGGAAGUGACUGUCCCCUUGUCUUCCUUGAUCCUGGGCAGCACAAGCAGCAGUGCUCUGAGGUCCUUGGCCCCACUGCAGUCAGACCUGGCCUGGUAAUUCCUGGUUAGGACGGGUGUUUGUUAAAGCCAGGACAGAGUUAACAAGGGUGCAGGUGCUUACACAAGCUGUCCCUUACACCUUUUGAUCACUUGAAGUGAUGUUCCCCCUAAAUUGCAAUUUAUUAUGGAAACAUUGUGCUGCUGGCCUGUCUCCAGAGCCAGUGAAGACAGUUUGUGGUUUAGGAGCAAUACUAUGGAGUUUGGAGCCAUAAGACACGCACUGUUUUCCUCCCGUUUUAAUCCAAGGCUAUGCCAAAGCCCUGCAGCUUCAGCUAUGGGAAAACCAAACAGGUAACCUGGGGGCCAGCCCUGCUCCAGCUGCCUGCUCCCCCUUUCCUAAACAGGACUUUUCAUUGUGGAAAUGCGUGUGAGUGGGCAGCCUGGUUCUCUAACCCUGCAAAUGGACUUGAUCUGCCAAAAAAAAAAAAUAAUUUUAAAAAACUAGGGGAUUUGUAGUUAGUGCAUAGCAAUGUGUGGUGUGUUUGCUAGAGGUGUGUUGUAGAGAUCUCUGUGCUGCCCAUCUCUGGUUGUGAUCUGCUGGGUGCCUCCUGAGACAGUUUACAUUGACCACACAGGUUUGCCUGGUGCAACCACAGCUUCUCAACAGACUGAGCUGUACCAGCUCCUCAAUGCCCCCCCACACACAGGGGCCUCAGAUAUUCCCACAGAUCAGUGUCUUAGGGCCAGCAUGGGCUCGGUUCUGAAGGAUGUAAAGCUCAGCACUUCCCCAAACCGAGUGUCCCUCAGUGCCAGCUCCCCUGGGGCUGCAGCCAAAGGCACAUUUCUGAAGGAAAUGCAAUGUAGAUUUUUCUUGUUGGUCAGCUCUGUUGAAAGCACAAAGCCUUGGCCGUGUGAGAAAGAUCCCUCUAAAUGCAUGACCUGUAGAGAAGCUGUCCUGUGUAUAUAAACCUGCUCAGUUCCCCAGCUGCUGUUCCUUAGUAGUAAUGCUGGCUUUCUUCUUAUAGUGAACAUUUUGCUUGUGCCUUGGAACUGGGCUGUAGCUUGAUUUCCCCAACUCCCUUCCUUUCAAGCAAGCCCAGUGCUGACUGGGAGCUUAUUGCUGGGUACUAAGCCUUUUUGGCUCUGAAAGCACACAGGAAAGUGCUAAGGGGAAACCAGGCCUCUUGUCUGGGUAGUUUUUCAUGGUGGUCCCCUCUUACCUAUCAGGCAAUUGAUCUGUUUCUUUUCUAAGGUCCUGAAAUAUUGCUGAUUUUUAUACUGUUUGUUUAAUGACCAAGGCUUGUGUUUCAUUCCUACCCCUUUAUUAUGCAUUUAACUUUAUCAGGUGUAUCAAGUUUAAAUACUGUGUAUUUACCACUUUUAAAUUAUAUUACGUAAGAAGAAAGAAAAAACAAACCAACAACUAAGUGUUUUUCCACACAGCUGUUCAAGCUUCACUGUACAAUAUUGAAAUAAAUGACAUGCAAUCAAACCCAGA
Messenger RNA from Pipra filicauda (Wire-tailed manakin), 5164 nucleotides. It is a transcript of the gene CAMKK2, whose product is annotated as calcium/calmodulin dependent protein kinase kinase 2. Lineage: Eukaryota; Metazoa; Chordata; Aves; Passeriformes; Pipridae. The transcript is spliced from 18 exons. The record is from RefSeq and is a predicted model, not a curated record. The coding region runs from base 405 to 1952 and encodes 515 amino acids. Gene Ontology annotation, biological process: activation of protein kinase activity; CAMKK-AMPK signaling cascade; protein phosphorylation. Gene Ontology annotation, molecular function: ATP binding; protein kinase activity.